UAAAUUACAAUCGCAAUGAACAAAAGACUAAAAAAGCCAGCUAAACCAGAAUCGCUGUGCAAAACGUCCGCGUGGACAAUAGGUGGCGCUGCCAUAAAAUUAGAGAAAAUCAUGGCGGAAGUAGGAGAGUUGCAGAAACUACAGCUUCUACAAGCGUUAACUCACCUGGUUUCUCGUGGACGCGAAUUGUUACAAAGUGUAAAUGAAGAAAGCAGGCGUGGUUUGUUGAAAGAUUUUGCUUUAAACAAUCUUAACAUUUUGUUUGGAUUUACUGAUGCCGGUGCAAACUUUCUUACAAGCUUGUCUGUGAAAAAGAGAAGCGAUGCUGAAAAAUUGUGGGAACAUUGUUUUCAAGAUGAAGAUGUGCGUGAUCAUGUUGAAGAAUUACUGCAACUUGAGGUGGAGUGGGAUGAGUUUUUACAGCAUUUGGAUUCAUCCUUAAAUCUCUGUGAUACGCCUAGUGUCCCCAUGGUACUGCUGGGAGGAUAUGUUCCAGGAGAUUUACAGCUUAAAGAUGCUAGAACAAAUGAACAACUAAAACUGAGCAGUUACUUUAGAAGAGGCACAAAGACACUGCUGGUCUUACUGAGGCAUUUUGCUUGACUGCCUUGACGUGAUCACAUAGCAGACCUUGAAAGGAACCAGAACCUUUUGGAUGCUGUACCUCUGCAUGUUGUGGUAAUUUCAUUUGGCUGUCAGGAGGGAGCACUGUACUGGCUUCAGGAGACGUCUUGUAAAUAUGAAAUGCUGCUCGAUGAAGAUAGAAAGAUUUAUCACACUUUUGGAUUGAAGCGAUUGACAAAGGUGUGGUCUUUCAGUAGCUUGUUCCUGUACGCCGAGUACAAAGCUUCAGGGCGUCCGUUCCCCCACACUCCUCUUGGGAUUCCAGAUGAUAUAUACCAGUUUGGUGGCGAUUUUGUUUUGGAUGAACAAGGCAAAGUCAUCUAUUUUCAUCCUAGCCAGAGUACUGCUGACAGGCCAUCUACUGAAGACCUCUUGAAAGCCAUUUGCUGUUAAGAUGUUCUUAAUAAUCUGUAAGAAAUUAUCAGAGAGUGGUAAUAUCAGCCUGUGUGAAUGAAGACAGUGCUCAAAGUCAUACUUGUGAAGAGUACUGUAUGAUGUGUACACAUGCCUGGAAAUACAUUCUUACCACUUAAAUCUAUCGAGAAUGGUAUCCUCAAAUGAUAGGUUGGUUUAAUUAAACGUAAAGUGGAAUUUAAAUUACCGCGAUGCUGUUAAACCUAUGUUAAAGAUUAGGUAAUGUAAUUGAUGAAUGGGUUUAAAUUCUGGGCAUUUUGUGGGUGGCUAAGGAAUGAGGGAAUAUAAUUCAGUUGUGUGAAGGUUGUAUAUCAAACAAUAAACUUCUGAAUAAGCAUACAUUUGCACAGAAGCACAGCAGAAGUUGAUUGUUUAAGGUUAACAUUAUAAAUACAUUGAGGGAAGAUGUCGCUAGCAUGAAUCUGCAAAACAAAAAGGUUUAACUCAGUGUUGAAAGGUAGAAAUUUUAGAAACAGCUUGUUUUGACUGUUGAGCCUAAGUGGAAGCUUUACUUUAUACAAAGUCUAUCCAUAGCAGCUCCAGUUCUGGAGGGUCAGAGGAGAUGCAGAUUUUCAUUCCAACCAGUUUUGUAAUUAGCAGUCAGGCCUAGCAAACAGUGAAACUUGGUAUUGAAUUAAAUGGCUUUUUAGUGCUUUCAUUCUUUUAAGACAAAUGUUUAUCACAUUGUAGAUUUUUCUUUUUCUCAGAACAUUAUCCAUAUGUUUUGUAACCUGGAUCAUAUUUGUAUUGUUUGGUCUUUCCAUUCACUCUCGCUUAUUUCAAAACAUUGUAUUAACACACACAUUUCAUGACACUUGUACACAGGUUUAAAUGGAAGCACAUUAGCUGGACAGCUGGUGGUUCCUUUGUCAUUUGCAUCUCAUUAUUGAGAGCUGGUGAAGAAAAUGGGCAACAAUUAAAAACCUAAUUGUAGCUGCUUAAAACUAAACUAGGCAAUUAAGGGUUCUGUGGCAUAACAAACACAUUAAUUAAAAGUAAGAACAAGAAACAUAUUGCUUUACUAGAAAAUAAAUGGGUUCUUUUUAAAAAUUUGGUUAAAGCAAAACACUGCAACCAUUGUGGAACUUUAGGACCAUAAUUGAGUACCCUGCUCUAUAGUGUACCUCAAUUCAAAGUGCUUUUACGGUUAAAGGGACAUAUUGUGGUGGUUUACAUCUGUUUUGUUUACGGUUAAGGGACCUGUGUAUGGCGUGAGGACUCAACUCACAGCCUUAGGGUUAAAAGUCUGUUUUACUAACCACAAGAUCACAGGGCCUAAAAACAAGAAAACCUGAAGGAUACCCUUUGCUAACCUGAACAUGACAGGCAGACAAUGGCUGGGCCAAGGUUUGAGUCCAGGGCGUUACAGUCAACCACAGCACUAUUUUUUUUUUUUACCUGGGGAUGGCAGACUCCUUUAGCUCAGACAAUCUGGAUAAGUACAAUUGUUGUUAAAUAUUUUAACUGUGAGAAGGGGGCAGGUGAAGGAAAACAUGUGGCUUGUGACUUAAACUCAGAUGACUCAGCCUCUAGAUGUGGAGCUGAAAAGGAAAGAGGACAAAAGAGAUGAAAAGGGUGAAAAGCCACGUCUCAGUGCAAUAAGUGAAGUGAUCGGAGUUCUAGAUUAGUGUGGCUAUGCACAGGAGAAGCAGAACUGCCAGUCGUAGUAUGUACCUGGAAACAAGGCACCUACCUCCCUGCUGUGAUCACAUAUGGUGCUUUGAAAAAAACAUAUGCAUCCUCCAUAAAAUGUGUUGUUAGAUUAUGAAUGAUAUAUCUUGUUCCAGUGCUCAUGAAAAAAAGUCACGAAGAGUUAUUUGUUAGCAGAUGCUAAAGUCUGUUGUUCUGCUUACACAGAUCCAUGAUGUAUAUGACUUCCUGCCUUGUCUUUAGCUUCUGCCUGUGCACCACUAUAGGGCAGUGAUAUUUUCUACAUAAAAACCCCAGUCUAAUUGGGGAUCAUUUUCAUACAGUAAGCAGGAGAGGUAAGUAUGAAAAUGAACACUAAAGAGCAUUCUAAGCAAGUCACUGGCUUUUUGUCCAGAAAUAAAAAAAAAGCAAAUUGAACAGUAGCCAUGUCUCAAGAGACAUAGUCCCUGCAGUGAAGUAUGGUGGUGGGGGCUUGCGAGUAACAGAAUUGGCACAAUGUGUUUAGAGCUGAAAGAAAAAUGGAUGUCAGACAGAACCAAAUAAUACUGCAAUUAGAGCUUGUUGUACUCUGCUGAAGAACUGAAGCGAAGGAGAAGUUUACUUUUCAGCAUGAGAAACACUGGGAUAGCUCAACAGUACAAUUGGGAGGGUUCUUCAGCAGCCCUAAAGAAAGUUUGAGGCAUAUAACUUGGCACAAAACAUUUCAUCAUUUUACACUACAUGAAAGUUUGCAAAUGCUGGACAGAUUUUAGGAUUAUUAUGGGAUGUUAUUGUCAUGUGUAGGCAGUACAGUUAAAUUCUUAUUUGUGUGUAUAUUUAACAUGCAAGAUGUCGACACUCUCUAGUACCAUGAACACUGAAUAGACCACCUACCUUGAAAAUUCUAUCAAGGAAUAUAAAUACAAAAACACUGAACAACCACCUGGCCUGAUAUUAAAUGUCCACGAGGACCAGAUGUCAAUGUGUGCAACUGUUCAUUAUUAUUAUUUUUUUUUUUUUUUUUACAGUGUGUACUUGCUUUGCAACAGGUUCCAUUGGAUUUUAAAUGUGCUAUUAUGAACAAUAUUGUUGUGCACUCUGUUCCAAAUUAUACAAAAUUACACACCAGUACGAUUUUAGUAAAAUUUAUUUUUAGUUUGUCAGUGAA
Molecule: messenger RNA, 3835 nt
Organism: Polypterus senegalus (gray bichir)
Lineage: Eukaryota; Metazoa; Chordata; Cladistia; Polypteriformes; Polypteridae
Gene: selenol
Product: selenoprotein L
Exons: 9
Coding region: 16-603 (195 amino acids)
Source: RefSeq, a predicted model, not a curated record